AUGCCUCGUUUUACUGUCCACAUCCGAGAUGAGUGGCUGGCAGUGCCCUGCCGGGAUACCACCAACACCAUCCAGUGGCUCGGCCAAGAGUCUCUCAAACGUUACAUAAAGAACAAACCGGACAACGGCGGCAUCGUGGCUGUAAAGGACACUCGUUUUGUGGUGCGCAGGUGCCAGAGUUUGGGUUUGUUGGACGCGGAUGACACCAUCGAGGAUGUACUGGAGGAUAAUGACUUUGUCGAGCUUGCUAUUGAAGGAGACACCAUGUCUCCUGACUUCAUCCCAUGUGAGCCUGGAGUUUCUCAUCUUACAGCAGCAUACAGAGAACCAGGAGAAUAUAUCUCUCUGGACGGGAACAGCCUUACAUCGACAGAUCUGGUCAAUUUAGGAAGGGGACUCUACAAGAUAAAGCUGACUACAGAGGCGGAAAGGAAGGUUGUGCAAGCCAGAGAACUUCUGGACACCAUCGUCAAAGAAAACAAAGUUGUCUAUGGAAUCACAACAGGUUUUGGAAAAUUUGCCCGAACUGUCAUUCCUGUCAGCAAACUCAGGGAGCUGCAGGAGAACUUGGUGCGCUCACACUCAGCAGGUGUGGGAAACCCGCUGAGCCCAGAAAGAACCCGCAUGCUGCUCGCACUGAGGAUCAAUGUUCUGGCCAAAGGGCACAGCGGAAUUUCUCUGGAAACCCUUCAUGCCAUGAUCCAAGCCUUCAACGCCUCCUGCCUCUCCUUCGUCCCAGAGAAGGGAACAGUGGGUGCUAGUGGUGACCUGGCACCCCUUUCUCACCUGGCCCUGGGGCUGAUGGGAGAGGGUAAAAUGUGGUCUCCCAAGAGCGGUUGGGCAGAUGCCAAAUAUGUCCUGGAGGCACAUGGACUGAAGCCAAUAUCACUGAAGCCUAAAGAGGGUCUUGCUCUGAUUAACGGGACCCAGAUGAUCACCUCUAUGGGGGCGGAAGCUGUGGAGCGAGCCCUGGCGAUCGCUCAACAGGCAGACAUCAUUGCUGCUCUGACUCUGGAGGUGCUAAAAGGAACCACCAAGGCCUUUGACAGUGACAUCCACUCACUGCGCCCCCACCCAGGCCAGAUAGAGGUGGCCAAGCGCUUCCGCUCGUUGCUGGACUCUGAUCACCAUCCGUCCCAGAUAGCAGAGAGCCACCGCUUCUGUGACAGAGUCCAGGAUGCCUACACCAUGCGGUGUUGCCCUCAGGUUCAUGGAGUCACCAAUGAUACAAUAAAAUUUGUCCAGAACAUCAUCAAUACAGAAAUCAACAGCGCCACCGACAAUCCUAUGGUAUUUGCAGAAAGAGGUGAGACCAUUUCAGGUGGGAAUUUCCACGGUGAAUACCCAGCAAAGGCUCUGGACUUUUUAGCCAUUGCAGUCCAUGAGCUGGCCUCAAUCAGUGAGAGGAGGAUUGAAAGGUUGUGCAACCCGUCACUGAGUGAACUGCCUGCCUUCCUCGUCAAUGAGGGAGGACUCAACUCAGGAUUCAUGAUUGCUCAUUGCACUGCUGCUGCUUUGGUUUCAGAGAAUAAAGUUUUGUGUCAUCCAUCGUCUGUGGACUCCUUGUCCACCAGUGCUGCCACAGAAGACCAUGUGUCCAUGGGAGGCUGGGCUGCGAGGAAGGCCCUGAGGGUCAUAGAACACGUGGAACAAGUUCUUGCUAUAGAGCUGUUGGCGGCCUGUCAGGGUAUCGAGUUCCUCCGCCCCCUUCGCACCACCACUCCACUGGAGAAGGUCUAUGAACUUGUGCGCAGUGUUGUCAAACCAUGGAUCAAAGACAGAUUCAUGUCUCCAGACAUUGAAGCUGUUCACCGUCUUCUAAUUGACCAGAAGGUGUGGAAUGUGGCCAAACCAUAUAUUGACAAGUAUCAGUCAGAGUACAUCCCAGAGUCCCGUCCCGUCUCUCCUACUGCCUUCUCUCUGGACUCUCCAGCAUCACCAAGGAAGCGUGUUCGCCAUGAGUGAAAGGAUGUUGGAAUUAUUGUUCUUUUACAAUAACUAAAAUGACAAACAUCUUUUAUUGACACUUUUGUGGAUUCCAAUGAAAACCAACCUGAAUCUUUGACUGAAGAUGCAAUGUUGUUUUCACCACUGUAAACUAAAUUGAUAUUGUGAUUUCUAACAUCAACAUUUUUUAUCCUUGAGGAUAUUUUAAUUUAAGAACUGGGUUUGCUUUAUAUAUAUAUUUCUCUAGUAAUUAUCAGGUAUUAAAAGUACGCUACACCACUGUGCACUAGAGUUUUAUUUAUCUAAACUUUGUUGUCCCUUUAAAAUGUGCUUAAUUUAGUUUUUAUUGCUGCAUGACUACCUCAGCCAUUGUGUACCAUUUUCAUAACAAAUAUCUUUAAUGAUGUAGCACAAACAAUGCUAAGAUUAAAGAUUUUUAUUCAGGUGUAAUUAUUUGAAAGUUUAAAUGAUUGUCAUCUAUAAUGAAAUAAAUUCCCAACAAAAAUACAAAAAUGUUAAAGCUGCAUUCUGUAAAUGUGUAGAUGACUAUUGCUGUUUAUAUGUCUGUUCAUUUACAGCAUGUUUGUGGUUAACAAUGAUACACCAACUUAUUUCCAGUUUGUUAUUACACUGUAUUUGUCAGUGAUAUGACUGUUUCUGGCACUCCAAGUGGUAAAAACAAUGAUUACUGAUAAAAAGAUGUAUGGAUUACUUAUCUCCAGGUCGUAUGACAUAGUAGCAGUACACAAAGGAAUACAUUGCACAAAGAAUACUGCAAUGUGCCAAACAGAUGUACUAACAUAAAAAG
Messenger RNA from Acanthopagrus latus (yellowfin seabream), 2755 nucleotides. RefSeq names its product histidine ammonia-lyase (gene hal). The record is from RefSeq and is a predicted model, not a curated record. The coding region runs from base 1 to 1965 and encodes 654 amino acids. NCBI's taxonomy places the organism in Eukaryota, Metazoa, Chordata, Actinopteri, Spariformes, Sparidae. Gene Ontology annotation, molecular function: histidine ammonia-lyase activity. Gene Ontology annotation, biological process: L-histidine catabolic process. Gene Ontology annotation, cellular component: cytoplasm. The transcript has 20 exons.